This is a messenger RNA of Amoebophrya sp. A25, 420 nucleotides long. The record is from the annotation of a GenBank genome assembly. NCBI's taxonomy places the organism in Eukaryota, Dinophyceae, Syndiniales, Amoebophryaceae.
AGGUGGACCAGCAUCAGCCAGUGGCAAAAACGUCAAAGCAACUACCGCUGGUUCAAAAACAACGACGUCCACAAUUGUUCCUGGCAUACCUGGCGUUGGGAAAAACAGUGGCAUCACGUUCAAACCGCGGAAGGAAGAGCCAUCAGGUGCCGCAGCGAAGAAUACAGCUUGGAAAAAGAAAAAGUUAUGUACUUAGACUUCUCUUCUUUAUUAACAUCUUUCGAUUGGUGAAUGACUGUUGAAUUGGAUAUUCGUUUUCGUCUCUCUUCCGUCUUACGUGGACUACUAGUGCUGGAAGUGGAGGUCAACUGCAUCAUCCACGUUAUUAUAUCCUUCUACUCGUAGUAGAGUUUCUCCCUUUAACCUUAGCUUGGGCAGACAUGCGAACUGAUGACGACACAACUGAGGAUGAAUCUCGAC